AUGUCCAUACCACACCGAAACGGCUGCGCAACCUCGAAAGACGCCCACGAAACUUUUCAGCGACAAGCCAAAGCUCUCGCACAAUUCAGCCUGCGACUGGGCAAACGAGUCCCCUCCGCGAUGAUAUCCCGUCUCUCUUGGGCAGACUUCGACCGCGAGCCGUUCACAUCUAGUUCUUUUGGGCAGUCGUUGAAAAUAAGAGGCAUUGGGCUAACAUUUAAAUCUUCAGCCGCGGCCACGUCUCCGCCGGUCAUGGUCGUGUAG
Capronia epimyces CBS 606.96 is the source of this 264-nucleotide messenger RNA. RefSeq lists its product as uncharacterized. Bases 1 to 264 code for a protein of 87 amino acids. Lineage: Eukaryota; Fungi; Ascomycota; Eurotiomycetes; Chaetothyriales; Herpotrichiellaceae. The transcript has a single exon. The record is from RefSeq and is a predicted model, not a curated record.